UUUUAAUUAGAAUAAUACAAUAAAAGGUAUAAUUGUAAAGACAAAUAAAAAAGUAACGGUGCAACAAUCUAUUGACUCCUAUUUAGGGAAUAUAUCAAUUGAGACUCCUAUAUUGAAAUUUUAGUAUUGUUUUAGUAGAUCAGGAGACCAAAUAAACCUAAUCUCCAUAGUAAGAGUUGCACCAACUGUCCUUGACCUCAAAACUCUGGGAAGAGGACUUCAGACCACGGCAUAUCACCUUAAGAGGACCGUACGUUGAUUUCUCACCCAACCGGGCCAUAAACUCCAUCUCUAAGCGCGCGAAGAUCCCAUAGUCGAACGCGCUAUUCCCCGACUUCCCUGUCUUGAAAAAUUCCGAGUUGCCCGCGUCGAGAGACGCGUUUUGUGCAUGGAGACUGAAGGCGAUGACAUUGUCGAAGCUCUGGGGAGGAAGCGGGGACGGGACGGGCAACACGGCGGACGCCACCAACGUCGGCAGCUCCGCUUCUCUUUUGAAAUAGAGUUUCGUUGCUUGCGUGGAGUUGGUGAAGUCAAUAGUUUUGUUUUUGUUGGAGUUGACGGCCGUGAGGGUGAAGCUGAAGUCGGCAGUGAGGCCGUCGUCGUCUGUAUAAGCGAUGUUUGCGAUGGUCGCAUUCACGACGUGGUAAUCCGGUAUUAUCGAGUCGCUGGAGGACGAGUUAUUACUAAGGGCCCAAAUAAGAAAACCAAGAGUUAUCGCUAGCACUAUCACUAUAAGGCCACAGUAAACAAUUAAACGCAAACGAGAGCAUUUCAUCGCCAUUAUGCG
Messenger RNA from Cuscuta europaea, 787 nucleotides. NCBI's taxonomy places the organism in Eukaryota, Viridiplantae, Streptophyta, Magnoliopsida, Solanales, Convolvulaceae. The record is from the annotation of a GenBank genome assembly.